This is a messenger RNA of Dictyostelium purpureum, 1374 nucleotides long. RefSeq lists its product as uncharacterized. The coding region runs from base 1 to 1374 and encodes 457 amino acids. The transcript is spliced from 4 exons. Gene Ontology annotation, molecular function: dol-P-Man:Man(5)GlcNAc(2)-PP-Dol alpha-1,3-mannosyltransferase activity. The record is from RefSeq and is a predicted model, not a curated record. Gene Ontology annotation, cellular component: endoplasmic reticulum. NCBI's taxonomy places the organism in Eukaryota, Evosea, Eumycetozoa, Dictyosteliales, Dictyosteliaceae.
AUGAUAGAAAAUGCUGUUUCUUAUUAUAGAAACAAUCAAUCAAAAUGUUUUACAGUAUUAGCGAUAUUUUUAAUAGUGUAUGAAAUAUUUGUAAAUAAAGUUAUGCUGGACUAUGUAAAAUAUACAGAAAUUGAUUGGAGUACAUAUAUGCAACAAGUUAAAUUAUUUUUAAAUGGUGAAUUAGAUUAUAUAAAUAUUGAAGGUGAUACCGGACCUUGUGUAUACCCAGCUGGAUAUAUUUAUGUAUUUAGUUUAUUAUUCAACAUCACAGAUCAAGGAAGAGACAUUAUGAAGGCUAGAUACAUCUUUGCAGGAAUUUAUUUAGUUUUCACAAUUGUAGUAUUUUUAAUUUACAGUGAAGCUGUCAAAGAGAGUGAACAACAACUUAAACCAACUUUAAAUCUAGCACAAAAUAAAUCAGCAACACCAACAAUACCAACAAUACCAACAACACCAACAUCAAAAAAUAAAAAAAAUAACAAUAAUAGUAGCAACAAAUAUUUAUAUAUUCCAUUUUAUAUUAUUGUAUUUUUAUGCCUCUCAAAAAGAAUCCACUCAAUUUUUUCAUUAAGACUAUUCAAUGACUGCAUUUCGAUGCUAAUUUUUUAUGUAGCAGUAUAUUGCUUCAUCAAGUCAAGAUGGUCUUUAGGUUGCAUGCUUUUCAGUAUGGCUGUAUCAAUUAAAAUGAAUCUAUUACUAUUUGCACCAUCACUGCUCCUCUUAUUAUUGAUGACCUUUGGUUUUUGGAGAACCAUCCCAAAACUAAUGAUUUGUGGUUUAAUUCAAGUCGCUGUAGCCCUCCCAUUCCUCAAAGAGAACUAUGUUAGCUAUUUAAUUAGAGCUUUCGAAUUCUCUCGUCAAUUCCUUUACAAAUGGACUGUUAAUUGGAGAUUUGUCCCCGAAGAUAUUUUCCUAUCAAAAGAAUGGGCAUUAUCCUUAUUAUUUUUACAUUUAACAUUUUUAGUUUUAUUUUACUUUAAAUGGGUUAAACAAGACGGUGGUUUAUCUAAUGUUAUUAAAAGAGGUAAUAAAAACCAAAACUCAUCAAUUCUUUCAACAAAUUUCAUUUUAUUGGUUUUGUUCACUGGAAAUUUCAUUGGUAUUACUUUCUCAAGAUCAUUACAUUACCAAUUUUAUGUUUGGUAUUUCCACACCAUCCCAUUUUUACUUUGGUCCGCUCCAAAUAUUAAUAUAUUUUUUAAAAUAUUAUUUAUAGUCAUCACUGAAUAUAGUUGGAAUGUAUACCCAUCGACAUCCAUAAGCUCAGGUUUAUUAGUUUUAUCAAAUGUUUAUUUAAUUAUCUCACUUUAUUUUUCACCAGUUCCAAAUUCAUUAAAACAAUCAAACUCAACCAAAACUAAAAAAACAAAUUAG